CCUGGUGGAGGCCAAAGCUGGCCCUGGUGGCCAUCCUCGUGUCACCUCACCUGGCCAGGGCCUCUGCCCUUAUCUCCUGGUGCCAGCAUCGUCCACUUCUGCUGACCACACCCCCAGGAAGCACUUGUGUGUGUGUGUGUGUGUGUGUUGCAACUGCCAAAACAGCACAGCUGGUUAUUUUUGCAAAACAGAAAAAUAAACGUAGCAGGAGGAUUCAGUGGAAGCCUGGAGCUUGGCUGCUCCCAGGGACUGCCCCCCCGCCUCUGGCAAAUGCAAGACUCUCCUGGAAUCACCAGAUUUCCUGGAAGCUGGCCGCGGAUCACCACUAGCUCCUGACAGUGCUCCUCUCCCACCUGGGCCAGGCGGGCACCUCAGAGCCCUCUGUGCCCAGGGCCAUGGCAAAGGCAGGCAGUGGGGGUGUCUUCCUGCACAGCUGCGCCGUCUCCCUCCUCGCCCUGCAGCUCCUGCCAGCUGGGGAAGGGAAAGCCGAUUUCAAGGUCCUUGGGCCAGACGGCCCCAUCCUGGCCACCUUGGGGGAAGACGCAUUGCUGCCCUGCAGACUGUCCCUCAACCUCAGCGCGGAGGACAUGGAGCUGAGGUGGUACAGGAGCCGGCCCUCGCCCGCUGUGUACCUGCACAGGCGUGGAGCACAGGUGUCCAGAGAGCAGAUGGCAGAGUACCGGGGGAGGACGACUUUCCUGGGCGACCUCCUGGCCAGGGGCAAAGCUGUGCUGAGGAUUCACAACAUCACUGUGUAUGACAACGGGACCUACCACUGCCUCUUCAGGGACGGGAAGCCUCACAGCGAGACCACCCUGGCGCUGCAGGUGGCAGGGCUGGGCUUGGAGCCCAGAAUCCAUGUGACCGAGGACCUGGACAAGGGCAUCCGAGCCGAGUGCACCUCAGCAGGCUGGUACCCAGAGCCUCACGUGGAGUGGAGAGACUUCAGGGGGCAUGCGGUGCCGGCUGUGACCUGUUUCUCAGCCUCAGCCACCACUGGCCUCUUGGCUGUGCUGUCCAGGGUGGCCGUCCCAGACAGGAGCAUGGGGGGUCUCACCUGCUCCAUCUCCAGCCCCCUGCUCCAUGAGAGGAAGGUAGCUGAGAGCCACCUGCCCAUACUGAAAACAUAGGCACAAUUAAAACGACAAGCCCGGGGUGCAAGCUUGGCUCAGCGGUUACAACAUCGCUUGGAUGCCUGCAUCCCAGAUCAUGGUGCUGGGUUCAAGUCCCAGCUCUGUUCCUGGGAGAUGCCAGCUUCCUGCUGAUUGCACCCUGGGAGACAGCAGGUGAUGGCUCAAGUACCUGGGCCCGUGCCACCCACCUGGAGACCCACGGAGUUUCUGAUUCCAGCCUGACCCAGCACUGGCUACUUCCUCCCCCUCCCCCUCCAGCUUCCAUAUAAAAUGAAUACAACUAAGUAAAUAAGUAAACCUCAAGACACUUUAAAAGAAAAAAAGGAGCCCCUUGGAAAAUGGUAGGAAAAAGAAGUAAGUGAGCUAACAAGAUGGACCCAGAUUGACCAAUGCAGCUGUGAAGGUUAUUGAACUACUGUUAACUUUCUCUAGUGUUAUAGAGCAGUUUCUCAGCCCAGGCAUUAAUAUUUUGUCCACAUCAUUCUCUGUCAUGUGGGGCUAUGUGUGCACUUUAUGCUAUGGGGCUGUGUGCAUUUCCUUUUAAUUUGUUAUUUAAUUAUUUUUUUUUUUAAUUUUUGACAGGCAGAGUUAGACAGUGAGAGAAAGAGACAGAGAGAAAGAUCUUCCUUCAGUACGUUCACCCUCCAAAUGCCCUCCAUGGCCGGUGUGCUGUGCCGAUCUGAAGCCAGGAGUUAGGUGCUGCCUCCUGGUCUCCCAUGUGGGUGCAGGGCCCAAGCAUUUGGGCCAUCCUCCACUGCCUUCCCGGGCCACAGCAGAGAGCUGGACUGGAAGAGGAACAACUGGGACAGAACCGGUGCCCCAACCAGGACUGGAACCCAGGGUACCAGCGCCGCAGGCAGAGGAUUACUCUAGUGAGCCACAGUGCCAGCCUAUUUAAUUAUUUUCUAAUUUAUUUGAAAAGCAGAGUUAAAGGGAUGAGAGAGAUAGAGAAAGAGAGCGAGAGUGAGAGCAAGAGAGCGAGAGCAAGAGAGAGAGAGAUCCUCCAUCAGCUGGUUUACUCCCCAAAUGGCCACAAUGGCCAGGGCUGUGCCAAACCAAAGCCAGUAGGCUGGAGCUUCUUCCAGGUCUCCUACAAGCACUUGGGUCAUCUCCCACUGCUUUCCCGGGUGCAUUAAAGGGAGCUGGAUUGGAAGUGCAGCAGCUGGGUCUUGCAGCACACCCAAGCGGGAUGCCAGCAUUGCUGUGCCACCAUACCUACCCCUGUCUGCCUUGGUCUGGACCCUCCCCUCCCUCUGGGUGCCCUGCACACAGUGACCAGCCAGCCUGCCUUCUGUGCCGUGCUCCUCCUGACUCGUUCUCGCUGGUGCACAUGCGUCUGUCCCUGGAGGCUGCCUGUGGGUUACCUCACCCCUUCGCUGGGUGCAUCAGUGCUGCCCUUGCUGUAUCCCUUCUCAGGGGGGUGCAGGGAGCCAAUGCCCACCUCACUCUACGCCUUCAGAGUAGACUGGGGGUGAGCACCGUGGUGGUCUGCGGGUGUCGCAGGGAGCACUGGGAGUAGCCGAGCUCACUGCUGGCAGAAGAGGGGGCCCUGCCUUCUUCUUUCCUGAUAUUUCUGCUUUUCCUACCCUGUAAUGGAGUUGCUCUCACCUCUCGGUUUCUCAUAGUAUGGAUGGCUGUGCAGAGUAGGGGUGACUCCUGUGCAGCCAGGGUCAGCAGUCCAGUACCUCCUCUCGUUGGGAGUGGGUGGGAAUGCUUGGCUAUCCUGGCCUGUGGAGGUGAGACCGUGGGAGGUGUGCAGUGUGUGAAAAGGCACCGAGGAGAUCCUCAGGCCGUGGGCGCAGGGCAGUGUGGGAGCCAACUGCACGUAGGCAGGAUCAACUCGGGUUGCAUGUGCUGUGGGUUGUAUGUUCUCGAGUGACAAGUCACGAAAGAAGAAGACUUCUUGUCAUGUGGUAUAAAGGAUGUGUCCUGUCAUGGCUGUUGGCAUUGACCUUGGUCACAUGGCUGAGGCAGUGCUCUGCAGGCUUCCUCACCCCGUGGUCACUGCUGUCCUGUCACACGCCACAAGGUGGGAGGAAGCUGCAUCCUGACGCCAUCUCAUCCCUUCUGUUUUCUUCUGCACCUGCUCUCUAAUGUUUGCUUGUUUCCCAGGUGUCCCCAGGGCGUCUUCACGCAUCCAUCAGCACUUCAGUGUAUACCUGAGAGUGCUGCACUUACACCUCUCCCGAUUGUUAGAGGUAGACAUUAGAUGCGUUUCUCCCACUCCUGGAGGACACGCUUUCAAAAGCACUGCCCUGUGUGUGUCUCCGCUGUGCCUCAUGCAAAAUUCUCACAUUUAACAAAAACUGCAAUAGUCUUACGUUUGUAAGAUACUGGCCACAACCCUUGUGACAGGUGACAAAAGUUCACCACUUUUCACCCCUAUGGUCUCUUAGGAGGCAGACUUUUUUUUUUUAAGUUUUUUUUUUUUAAUUUGACAGGUAAAAUUACAGACAGUGAGAGAGAGAGAAAGAAAGGUCUUCCUUUCAUUGGUUCACUCCCCAAAUGGCCGCUAUGGCCGGAGCUACAAAAAUUGGAAGCCAGGAGCCAGGUGCUUCCUUCUGGUUUCCCAGGCGUGUGCAGGGGCCCAAGCACCUGGGCUAUCCUCCUCUGCCUUUCUGGGCCACAGCAGAGAGCUGGACUGGAAGAAGAGCAACAGGGACUAGAACCUGGCGCCCAUAUGGGAUGCCGGUGCCACAGGUUGAGGGUUAGCCUAGUGUACCAUCGCACCAGCCCCAGGAGGUAGACUUUCAACAGAGGCACAUCUUUGCCAGGGGACUCGGUCUCAGUUAAAACAUGUUCUCCUAUGUCCUUCCAACAUGCAGCCUUCCCCGCCCCAUUCACUUCCAAAACCAGGAAAGGUUCCUAAUGAUGGGAACAGGGAGGUCUGAGGGCAGCUGUUCCCAGCCCCCGCCUUCCUCCUGGGGGAAGAACACAGCCCCAGCCCGCUCCUCUGCCUGGCUCUGUUGGCCAGCCCCUGACUGCAGCGUCUAACCCCAGCCCUGGAAAGUGGGUGAGGGGAAAUGAAUCUUCCUGGGUGCAUGGCUGAGAAGGCAAGGCCUGCUUCUGGCUCCUUAAGAUGGGGUCUUUUGGAGGGAAAUUAAAAACAAAAUGCUCUAA
Oryctolagus cuniculus (rabbit) is the source of this 4253-nucleotide messenger RNA. The record is from RefSeq and is a predicted model, not a curated record. NCBI's taxonomy places the organism in Eukaryota, Metazoa, Chordata, Mammalia, Lagomorpha, Leporidae.